Molecule: messenger RNA, 3062 nt
Organism: Fundulus heteroclitus (mummichog)
Lineage: Eukaryota; Metazoa; Chordata; Actinopteri; Cyprinodontiformes; Fundulidae
Exons: 7
Coding region: 76-2466 (796 amino acids)
Source: RefSeq, a predicted model, not a curated record
GCAAUCAAAGCGUGCGCAGAGGCUGCUGUGUGGGGGUCUGCUCCGGUUCCUCACAGGCUGCGCUCCUGUUGGUCCAUGAACGAUGGAAGCGCGCCCCCGACGCUCCAGGUGAUUGAGAGGGGAAGCGGAGGAGCGGGACACGGCAGACGGUGCGUGGCGUCGGACAACCAAAACAACCGCAGGAAAAUGCCUUGCGUUACGUCGCACGCUUCGCUGGCAGCCUGUCUGCUCUUCGUAGUGAGAUGUGUCGCACAGAAAGUAUACUUUGACUGUGGCGCCAAGGUGGAUGUGGUGGAUGUUCAGGGGCUCAUUUUGUCUCCUGGUUUCCCCUACAACUACUCCUCUGGGACUCAUUGUGUUUGGCAGUUUGUCGUUCCUGUUGAUUACCAGCUUGUUCUGAAAAUAUUUGACUUUGACGUGUUUGAAAGCCAAGACUCGGAAGCUCAGUAUUCAGCUUUCUCUAAUUUUGAAGAGGCAGUAGAGGAAACCCCAACCAGUUUAUCAGCUGAUGAAAGCUUAGCUGCCACCACGAAGCCUACACUUCAGAAGGCAGGGGAUCUCUAUAAGCCUCAACAAUCUUCCCAAGAUGGUGUUAUCAAUCAAGUUGUGGUCCAGGAACAGUCUACAAAAAUGGAGAUUGCCAAAGUCUCAAAUUCUGCCAAAAGAUCUGCAGAUCCAUCCUCUAGUCAGUCUUCAUCACCUCCUACUUCCUUUCUUCUCCUACCUGGUGCAGUGCCUUCUGUAGAAAAGGUCAUUAAUUCUGCCUCUGCAUCUCCCUUAAGCAGAGAUCUCAAUCUUGAUUCAAACCCAAACACAGUUAUGGAGGAGACCCCCUUUGAUUCACCACUCUCCACAGAUACUCCUACCGAGAGCCCUGAAACUCAACAGUCCAUCCUUGACACCUGCCCCCAUGACGUCCUCUACAUCUCGGACCUCAUCACCUUUUCCUCUAGGUUCUGUGGUUCCAACCGGCCUCCCAGCAGCCAGCUGGUUUUUGGCUCAAGCCAAGAGAUGGUGGAGGUCAUCAUGGAGCUCAUCACCACCACCCACCGGGGACGUGGAUUCGCCCUGCUUUUCUACUACCACAACCUGACCGAGCCGGGAGGGAAUGAACGAGCCACGUCCCCGUCAGGCAGCAAGGCGGACUCCCUCCUCGCCGCUGUGAGCGGAGCCGCCUUCUUCACUCUGAUACUUACAAGUGUUCUCUGCAUCAUUUUCAGACCCAAACUGUGUCCAAAAAGAGCCAGUUCCUGCACAUCCAGCAACUCUGAGGUUGCCGAGGGAGCCCAGAGCACUGCUGCUGAGUUCAGUGAGCUCCAGCUAAUGGCUGAGAAUCAGGCCGCUCCAGAGAUGACUGUAGAGCAGGACGACAACAACAGCAGCAGCCAGCCACGUGCAGUCACUUCUGAUGGUGAUGUGUCCCAGAACGCAGAAAUGGACCUUUCCUGCAGUGGUUUGACUGAACUUGAUCUUGGUGCAGAUGAGGUUUUCAUUGUGUCUUCGGCUGGUAGCCCAGGCCGGCUGCCCUUCUAUCCUCAUGGCCAGCGAGAGAGGUUUCUGCGACACAGUGACACCGGCCCGGGUCCUUCGUGUGAUUGGCCCUCGACAGACCCCAGCACCUCCACUACUGUCACAAGAUCCGUUAAAGAAAGCACCUGCUCAAGGCCAAGAGCGUGGAGCGUACGCACCUUCCAGGACUUCCUCCCUCCGCUGCCGCAGCUUCACAAGAAGUGGUGCAGCUGGAACUCCACCAGUCCCUUCACCAAGCUGGUAGACAAUGCCCCAUCCAGUUUGGUUCCCGACUGCAGAGGAAGCAACAGCAGGAAGGUGUUUUCUGAUGCUCACCUGGAGGCCCAAGCAGACACCAGCAUCAUCUCUGACUCCUCCAUCAGCAAUGCCUCUUAUCCCCUCACACAGCCUGCCCAAAGGCAGCGCCGCCUCAAUUCCAACAACAACCUGCGCCGUUCCCGGUUCACAGGGCCUUGUUUUGGCCUUCUCGCUGAAACGAAAGAUCCGCUGAAGGGCUACAGUGUCCCCCAGGGCUGCCCCUCAGAGCCCAGCCCUGUCUCCUCCUCCUCCUCCUCCAUUCAGUGCCACACUGAGUGUGCGCCGGCUGGAAAGAGGCGGGAAUUCCCAGGUGAGGAUGAUCACAUUAGCGUGCCAGUGUUUGCCAUCUCCGAAGAGGAGGACAGGCAGCCACUCGUCUCAGCGCAACACCUGGACCCGACACUGACCUCGAAUGCGCAGAACGGACUGGUCAGGGCCAAAUAUGAGAAUAAAAGGCCCCCCGCAGGGUGCAUCAGCCCCAAGAGGGCCAGGCCAGAGUGGAGGCCAUGGGGAAGUCAGGUGUCAGGAGGGGCUGCGCCGCAAGCUUCAGGUGCAUUCAGCGAGUCGAAUGCACUAAAUAACGGCCAGCCCUCUGUGAGUCUGUCUACGGGGCUGUGCUCUGUGACAAACCACGUGUGACAGGGUCCUGAGGAGCAGAGACUGUGCUGACCACAUCUGUCAUCUGAACUUUGAUUAGUGGCACCGCAAAAAACAUAUACAUAACCACCUCUUUUCUGUAAUCAGCUUUUUUACAAUCUCGCUGUACCCCAUAGCCUCCUCAGUUUGUAGCACAAAAAAAAAAAAGUAAAUGCUCUCGGACAAAGAAAAAGCCGUUCAUCACACGUAGGCACCGACUUGUUAAAAGCAUGACGUGUUCUUUCAUUUCUUUCAGUUGCACUUUCCUGUUUCCAGCUGUGUGUUGAUUUACCCAGCUGGAGCCAGCUCUCUGCCUAGUAUCGUGCUUCUCCAUGUGCUCAUUUCUUUGGCACAAAUCGAUUUGAUUAUACAGUUGCUUUUUACCCACAAGUAUUAUGUAGGACGUAGAUAGUUCAUUUGUAUCAUUGUUACAUCAGUGUAUGCAUACUCCUAAGACUGAUAAUGGAUUGUAAAAGGGAAAAUGGAAUAUGAUAUAAAAUAAGAACCGUCUAUUAUGUAGUGCGGAGCAGUAGAACUGACAGUAGCACUUAAUGGUGAGUUUAUAUAUAAAUAAAGGUUCAAUAAACAGGCUGUGAACA